AUGUCUCAGCAAGAUGAGUUGGUGGAAGCACUCAAUGCUGAAACCAACAAGAUAAGAGUCUCGGGUAAAUCAUUGAAGUUGAAAGCAAGUGAGAAAGCGGUGGAAGAAUUAUAUAAUACUGGGUUAGUGGGUAAGCUAUUGGCAGAUAGGAGUAUCAACAAAAAUGCAGUGAAAGCUAUCAUCUUAAAGGCAUGGAGAACAUCAAGAGGGGUCCAGAUAGUGGAUCUUAGAGAAAAUAUAUUCCUAUUUAAAUUUGCUUGUGAAGGUGAUAAAAGAAGAAUUGUGGAACUAGGGCCAUGGAAUAUUGAGGGCUUCCCUCUCAUUUUAAAGCAAUGGAAUCAAAACAUGGUGGUGGAAGAUCUAGACUUCUCAAGCCUACCAGUUUGGAUUCAGGUACAUAAUCUAUCCAUUGAAUACAUGUCUAAAGAAAAUGCAGUGGAGAUUGGGUCACUGGUAGGAGAAGUGGUAGAUGUUGAUUUCACAGGAGAUGGAGAAGUUUGUAUGUGCAAUUUCCUAAGAGUCAAAGUGGAAGUUAAGGUUGAUGACCUUCUCAGGAGUGGGUUUUAUCUUGACAGAAGCCCUCAUUCGGACCUGUGGAUUCAAUUUAAAUAUGAGAGAGUGGCUGAAUUUUGCUAUAAAUGUGGUAGGUUGGGGCAUUUAAAGGCUAGAUGCUUGAAAGUUAGUCACAUAGAUGCCCAAAUUCCAUCAAAAGAGCCAUAUGGAUUCGGGCACUGGAUGAAGGCAGGGUCUUCAGGGAGAAAAACAUCAAGCAAUAACCCAAGUCCUCAACACCAAUUAAACCAACCUAGUGGGCCUACCUCAGACUCUGUCUCUACUGACCCAACUCUACUUAUUGGGCUCUCAAAAGCCCAAAAUAAUUCAUUAUCUUGGACUGCCUACUAUAACGAAGGGGAGUCAUCUGGUAAGAUCCAAUUAAGCCUACCUAGUAAUGAUAAGGAGCAGAAGCCUAGUGCUAAAAGAAAACUGAAGGAAGAUGAGGGCCUAGCAAAUAAUAGGGCCAUUAAGCUUAGUAAAGUGGGUUCGGGACUGCUUAAAGUUGUUCAUCAACCCAUAAAUUAUAUUGAAGGUGCCCAACAGAAGGUUUCUAAUAGAAAUGUCCCAACUAGAAGGAAGAAGAUGAAAGAUUUGGCAAGAGAGUUACCUUGUCCUCAAGCUCAUAGUGACUCUGACGAGGUAAACUCUGACCCUUCUUCAAUUUCUCAUACUGUCUCUUCCUUUAUAUCCAAAAUGGUUGAGGAGGCGAGCCUAAACAUGCCCCCACCCCAGCCAUGA
This is a messenger RNA of Quercus lobata, 1293 nucleotides long. RefSeq lists its product as uncharacterized. The coding region runs from base 1 to 1293 and encodes 430 amino acids. Gene Ontology annotation, molecular function: nucleic acid binding; zinc ion binding. The record is from RefSeq and is a predicted model, not a curated record. Lineage: Eukaryota; Viridiplantae; Streptophyta; Magnoliopsida; Fagales; Fagaceae. The transcript has 2 exons.